ACAAUCUCUGCAUUCCUCAACACGGAGGGUGGCAAUAUUUACAUUGGAAUUGGCGACAGUGCUGUUAUCUACGGGAUGCGCAUGACGGAGCCUAUGAAAGACCAUUUCAUCUUAUCAUUAAAUCACUGCAUUUCACAAUUUACGCCUCCAGUUCCGCCAGAGCUUGUUCAGGUGCAAUUUCUGGAAGUGGAGGAGCUUGGCGCUAGUAAAAUUGCGCAAACUGUUACACAGUCAUUGCCACCAAGUAAUCCAGACGCUGGAGACAUUGCCUAUGCUGAUGAUGACGAUAGUGAAGCUGAAUUCCAGAGAUUGUUAACCAAAGAAGGACCGCGACAGCACUUGAUUGGACAGAUCACGUGCCCUUGCGAGUACACCAGUCUUGAGGCUAAGCUUUACCUGAUAGUCAUUGAGCUAUUGCCACCAAGUAAUCCAGACGCUGGAGACAUUGCCUACGCUGAUGAUGACGAUAGUGAAGCUGAGUUCCAGAGAUUGUUAACCAAAGAAGGACCGCGACAGCACUUGAUUGGACAGAUCACCUGCCCUUGCGAGUACGCCAGUCUUGAGGCUAAGCUUUACCUGAUAGUCAUUGAGGUUCACAAAUCUACUGAUGGAACUAUCUACCAAAAUGAGGAGGGGCUAGCGUAUCGUCGGCGCCAUGGUUCGAACCAAAUGAUGACUAUAAACGAUAUUAACAUCUUCAUGCACACUGAUCGUAUCGUCGAGUAA
Messenger RNA from Strongylus vulgaris, 726 nucleotides. NCBI's taxonomy places the organism in Eukaryota, Metazoa, Nematoda, Chromadorea, Rhabditida, Strongylidae. The record is from the annotation of a GenBank genome assembly.